Chroicocephalus ridibundus (black-headed gull) is the source of this 2987-nucleotide messenger RNA. RefSeq names its product cholinergic receptor nicotinic gamma subunit (gene CHRNG). NCBI's taxonomy places the organism in Eukaryota, Metazoa, Chordata, Aves, Charadriiformes, Laridae. The record is from RefSeq and is a predicted model, not a curated record. The transcript has 11 exons. Gene Ontology annotation, cellular component: neuron projection; postsynaptic membrane; synapse. The coding region runs from base 630 to 2456 and encodes 608 amino acids. Gene Ontology annotation, biological process: chemical synaptic transmission; nervous system process; signal transduction. Gene Ontology annotation, molecular function: transmembrane signaling receptor activity; acetylcholine-gated monoatomic cation-selective channel activity.
CUCAGCAGCGGAAUGACAAGGCUCCGGUUUCAGGGAGCACAGCUGACAUCCCCCCCACCGGCAGUGGCCUGGGACAGCUGUCACAUCCUCUCUGCUGCGCCAGGAAUCUCAUUCCCCCCCUCGGCCCCCCUACACAGACCCUGGCAGGAUUUGGACUGCCAAGGCGGGCAUCACUCCCCAGGCUGACAUGGUGGGUCUUGCCUGCUCCUUCCCCACCCUACACCCUGAGGACAGCCAUCGCCACGGCGGGGGGAACAGGGCACUCCUGGGGGUGCUUGCAGGAGGCACUCCUUUGCUAUGACCCAUGGGCGCCUGGGUUUCCACUGCAGGGAGAUGCAUCCCUCUGUGCGUGACAUGGGGAAACCAAGGCACGGAGCUCAUUUUGCCCCCAGACCCAAUUCCAAGCCCCCUGGCACAAAAUGCCGGAGCAGCUUCCCAGCAAACUGGCAUCACCCCACUAGCAGGGGGGGCGGGGGUAGGGUGGGUGGUCCCCUGUCCCUCCCUGGCCCCUGUGGCUGUUGGGAACAGCUGACGGUGGCGGGGGACAGCUGUCCUGUCCCACCGGGCGCCAGGCCCAGAACAUCGCCGCGCAGGCGAACGAGUGGAGCCCCAGCCCCUGCGCCACCGCCAUGCGCUGCCACAGCCUCCUCCUUGCCCUCUGCGCCCUGGCAGGCGUGAGCUGCAGGAACCAGGAGGAGAAGCUGCUCCAGGACCUCAUGACCAACUACAACCAGAACCUGCGCCCAGCCCUGCGCGGGGACCAGAUCAUCGAUGUCACCCUCAAGCUCACCCUCACCAACCUCAUCUCCUUGAACGAACGGGAGGAGACCCUCACCACCAACGUCUGGAUCGAGAUGCAAUGGUCCGAUUAUCGCCUGCGGUGGGACCCCGAGAAAUACGACAACAUCCAGCUGCUGCGGGUGCCCUCCACUAUGGUCUGGCUGCCCGACAUCGUCCUGGAGAACAACAUCGACGGGACAUUCGAAAUCACCCUCUACACCAACGUGCUGGUGUCCCCCGAUGGCAGCAUCUAUUGGCUGCCCCCCGCCAUCUACCGCAGCGUCUGCUCCAUCCACGUCACCUAUUUCCCCUUCGACUGGCAGAACUGCACCAUGGUUUUCCAGUCCCAGACCUACAGUGCCAACGAAAUCAACCUGCUGCUGACGGUGGAGGAAGGCCAGACCGUGGAGUGGAUCUCCAUCGACCCUGAGGCUUUCACAGAGAAUGGUGAAUGGGCCAUCAAGCACCGCCCUGCUCGGAAAAUCAUCAAUUCGGAGCACUUCACCCCAGAUGACACCCAGUACCAGCAGGUCAUCUUCUACCUCAUCAUCCAGCGCAAGCCGCUCUUCUACAUCAUCAACAUCAUCGUGCCCUGUGUCCUCAUCUCCGCCAUGGCUGUGCUGGUCUACUUUCUGCCUGCCAAAGCGGGUGGGCAGAAAUGCACCGUCUCCAUCAACGUCCUCCUGGCCCAGACCGUCUUCCUCUUCCUCAUUGCCCAGAAGGUGCCUGAGACCUCCCAAGCUGUGCCUCUCAUCGGGAAGUACCUGACCUUCCUCAUGGUGGUGACAGUGGUGAUUGUGGUGAAUGCUGUCAUCGUCCUCAACGUCUCACUGAGAACACCCAACACUCACUCCAUGUCCCAGAGAGUGCGCCAGGUGUGCCUGCAUCUCCUGCCCCGCUACCUGGGCAUGCACAUGCCAGAGGAGACAUCGGGGCCACCACGAGCCGCCCGGAGACGCAGCUCCCUGGGGCUCAUGGUGAAAGCUGAUGAGUACAUGCUCUGGAAAGCCCGGACCGAGCUGCUCUUUGAGAAGCAGAAGGAGAGGGAUGGGCUGAUGAAAACUGUUCUGGAGAAGAUCGGACGUGGCCUGGAUAGUAGCAGUGCCCAGGAGUUCUGCCAGAGCCUGGAGGAAGCGGGGCCCGAGAUCCGCGCCUGCGUGGACGCCUGCAACUACAUUGCCAAUGCCACACGGGAGCAGAACGACUUCAGCAGUGUGAGUUUGAGCCAGGGCGGUGCGGGACCCUCGUGGGGGGCAGCGGAGGCAGCCCUCACCUCCCUCCCUGUGCCACUGGCAGGAGAGCGAAGAGUGGAUGCUGGUGGGACGGGUGAUCGACCGUGUCUGCUUCCUCAUCAUGGCCUCCCUCUUCGUGUGCGGCACCAUCGGCAUCUUCCUCAUGGCUCACUUCAACCAGGCGCCCGCCCUGCCCUUUCCUGGGGACCCCAAGCAGUACCUGCCAGAGUGAUGCCCACAGGCAGCUCCCAGCCCUCCUGCCGCUGGAGCCAGGGGCUGGGUGCCCCCCGACCAGCCUGCCCGGCUGAGAACCCUGUGGGCACAGCAGCUCUUGGUGCCAAGCACAGCGCUGGAGGAGGACUGGGGGUGGUGGGGUUUUGCCACCCCCCAGCAGUGGUGGCGACGGGGAAGGGGGGAAGCACAGGGUGGCUGUGCUUGUGCUGAACAUGGAAGUAAAGCCCGCAGCAGUCUCAUGAGCAUCACUGGUGGCAUCAUUGCUGCAUGCCCACUGAUGGGGUUAGCCCUCUCGGACAGGCUGGAUGUGUCACCCAUGCAGGCUGGCCACAGACCCCUAUGCCACACGGUUCUGUCCCAGCACCCCACAAGGACACUGAGAGACAAGACGAGGGAACCGGAGCAGUCAGUCAUCCUAUGGGCCGUGCACCAGCACUGGCAGCAAGAGCUACAUUACCCCACUGCAAAUUCCCACCUUCAAGCCCAGGGCAAAUGGGGCCCCUGGCGUCCCUUGCCAUGACAAUGGUGGCAACGGGGCAGGAAUCAUGGAUACAGCCCCCCAUCCUGGGGCAGCGAUGGAGCCACAAAUGGGAUUAGGGGCAGGUAAUUUCUCCCUCCGUUUAUGCCCCGGCCAUGGCUCCUGGAGGGCAGCCGAAUUGCUGUCUCUGCUCCCUAGCAAGCAACUUGGGGUGGGAAGACCCUGGGUCGCCAGGCAGCCAAACCCCCUCAGAGUUGGGUGCC